Molecule: messenger RNA, 1746 nt
Organism: Cryptotermes secundus
Lineage: Eukaryota; Metazoa; Arthropoda; Insecta; Blattodea; Kalotermitidae
Gene: Vti1b
Product: vesicle transport through interaction with t-SNAREs homolog 1B
Exons: 2
Coding region: 29-370 (113 amino acids)
Biological process (GO): macroautophagy; Golgi to vacuole transport; vesicle fusion with Golgi apparatus
Cellular component (GO): late endosome membrane; endoplasmic reticulum membrane; SNARE complex
Molecular function (GO): SNAP receptor activity; SNARE binding
Source: RefSeq, a predicted model, not a curated record
GCUUGUGGAUUGUAAUUUAGAGCCAGUCAUGUCAGGGUUCAGCUGGGAAGAUGAGACACGGCGCACGGUUCUUGAGGGGCGUGCUGCAUUGGAGCGCACAGCAGAGAGCCUGGCACGUUCACAGCGUACAGCUGUGGAGACUGAACAGGUGGGGGAGGAAGUUGUGUCAGAGUUGAGUGCACAGAGACAGACAUUACUGCGCAGCAAGCAGCGACUUUCAGACACAGAUCAUGAACUGUCGCAGACUCGUGUCCUGCUACGGAAGAUGACCCUCAGUGUUCUCACAAACAAGAUCAUCCUCAUUGUCAUUAUUCUGCUUGAGACAUGUAUCUUGGCUGCCGUUUGUUAUAUGAAAUUCUUUCAUCACUAAUGAGGUGUGAUGUGUCUACCUGCUAUGUUGUGAAACGCUGAGCUCAGUAAGACUGUAAGGGGUUUUCCCUUAUGUUAGCAGCAUACUUUCAGUGGCAUCAUCAGUGGAAAUCUUGGUUGCAGUUCCUGCAGAUAGUUUUUGACUGCUCAGAUUAUCCCUUUUGUGGGGCAGGUGGUAUAGCAGAAUAUUUGUUGUGUUCUUAUGAAGGAAUGUGGCCUGUAGCUAGCCACUGCUAUAUCUCAUUGUCUCUAUUCCAUAUGCCAUUGUGAUGGCCUUGGGCUCAGUUAAUGCAACCCCAGAGAUAUAAUGGCCUGUGCCUGAAAUAUAUUGUUGUGGCUGGCAUACAUCAACAAGGAGAUGAGAUAAAUGUUCAUAAAGCAGCAUGUCUGCUGACUUGUCACAGCACAGGGGUUUUGAGUUUAUCAUCUCCUGUACAGGUGAUGCAAGACAGCAGCAUGACACAUUUCACUGCUCUGUGUCUGGCCAUCAGUGGGGAGGUCAUGGUAGAUCGCAUCUUGUAGCAGAGUAUGGGCCUUGUCACAAUUGUGUGCUUCUUGCUGUAGUCACCUGCUGACAUUUCUCCAUCUGUCACGGGAAAACUAUGGGUCCCUCGUAUAGAUGUUCCAGCAGGCAGAAGAAUGUAAGUGGCUUGAUGAAAGGAAAGAGUACAAGAUUUCUGAUUGAUGGCUGAGGUGAUGGUGUCACAGGGGCGUAAUGCUAGGAACGCUGAGCCCAAAGCCCUGCUGCUAAUGGAUGGCCAUCACUAUGGUCAGCCAUAUGGAACAGAAGUACUGAAAUCCAGCAGUGGCUGCUAAAUACAUGCCAUGUUCCUUCAAAAGAACGCAAUAAACAUGCUGCUAUAUCUGUCCCAUGAGACUGACAGUUUGAGUAGUCCAGAACUGUCAUGAGAUCACUGAAGAUGCCACUGCUUUCUUGAGAUAUGGCACUCAGAUCCAUUGCAUGAAAGGCAGAUUUGCAUGGAGAAACAUUCCAGAAAAAACUGCUGCAUUGCUGGGGAAAUGUUUCGGGGAACACACGUUUGUACAUAGUGAAGAAGGCAAUGCUAACUUGCAAGUGGACAGUGUUUACAUGAGUGGAUAGAAAUGUGGUUUUUGAAGGAACGUGUUUAUGGUUGAAUAAACCUGAGUUCCUGACACAUAAAGGACUGGAUCAUUGUAGUGUCACAAUAAAGUGAUAACAUCAUUUGCAGCUGACGUGCAUCAGGUCAAAAAUGAAAUGUGUAGAAUUGCAUAUAUGAAGGGUCUGACUCGCGUUUCGGUUUGUUCAUGUGAAAGUUGAGGGAAGGGGAGUAAAUGUGAAUGUGCAGGAGAAGAACUGUCAGUGUCUCAUUAAAGUUUCUUUGGUUUUGAAGAACA